GCUCAACAGAUCACAUUCAUUCUCUGUUCCUCUGCUUCGCGAAAACCAAAAGCGCCUUCUUUCUUCUCCGUUUUCGAUCUUAACUCUCUCUCUGUGGAAUCGUUUGUGAAUGGUGGAAACGAAUCCGACCGGUGGUAAUUCUACGCUCUCCCUUCCCAUCGAAAGGGCGAGCCUUCUCUCUGCAUCCUCUGUUUUCGCUUUCGGCUCCUGCAAAGAAGGCUGGUACUUUCGCUGCUUCGGCAUCGACCCGUGAAUCCAAUCUCGAUCUGAGAUCCGCUGCCUUUUGUUUUUUUUGUUUUUGUUUUAAAAGAUGUUGCUUUACAACAAGCAGAAGAAGAACCAGAACGCUAAAGGAAACAGAAUCCUUAUCAGCGUUACGGUUCUUGGUAGCGCCGGUCCGAUCCGGUUCGUUGCUUACGAGGAAGAUCUAGUUGCUUCUGUUAUCGAUACUGCUCUUAAAUGCUACGCUCGUGAAGGUCGUCUUCCUCUUCUCGGUUCCGAUUUCAAUGAUUUUCUUCUCUACUGUCCAAUGGUUGGACCUGAAGCUUUGAGCGCGUGGAGUGCAAUUGGAUCGCUUGGUGCAAGGAACUUUACUCUGUGUAGGAAACCAGAGGAGAAGAAAGUGGUCAAGGAAGGAGAAGGUGAGGGAAGAUCUAAUUCCAUUAAUGGGGCGAGGAAAGGAGGAAGCUUGAAGGCUUGGAUCAACAAGUCAUUUAACCUCAAAGUCUCCAGCCAUUGAAGUUCUUUUCUUUCAGACAAGACAUACUUUAUGUUUCUUUUUUUUUUUGUUGCUUAUGUUUUGUUUCCAAACUCUGUCUGAAGCUUCUAUUGACUUUGAUGAAGCCUUUCUCUUUUACAUCUCUCAUUCUCCGGUAAUAAAAAGUUUUUUUAAAAAAAUAUUUUGUCGUGAAGUGUCAUGUGGUAGAGAGGAGAAACGUCAUUGUCGAAUCCAAAAUAAAAGUGAUCAAAUCUGUUUUUGAUUAAAAAGGGAAAAAGAAAAGAAACUUUGCUUCGGAAGAAACAAGAAAAGUACAAAUGAA
Molecule: messenger RNA, 1040 nt
Organism: Brassica napus (rape)
Lineage: Eukaryota; Viridiplantae; Streptophyta; Magnoliopsida; Brassicales; Brassicaceae
Exons: 2
Coding region: 311-739 (142 amino acids)
Source: RefSeq, a predicted model, not a curated record